Scheffersomyces stipitis CBS 6054 is the source of this 783-nucleotide messenger RNA. RefSeq names its product ERMES complex subunit. Gene Ontology annotation, biological process: mitochondrion organization; phospholipid transport. The record is from RefSeq and is a predicted model, not a curated record. Gene Ontology annotation, molecular function: lipid binding. NCBI's taxonomy places the organism in Eukaryota, Fungi, Ascomycota, Pichiomycetes, Serinales, Debaryomycetaceae. Gene Ontology annotation, cellular component: ERMES complex. The transcript is spliced from 3 exons. The annotation marks the transcript as partial.
AUGUCGUUUGAGAUCAAUUGGGAGAACCUCACUUCUGACAGCUCGAUUAACGAGUCGCUCAAAGAGUUUCUCGAUCGCCAAUUCCAGAAUAUUUCACUCCCUUCGUAUAUAGCUAAUCUAUCAGUGACCAACUUCUCAGUUGGCGAUAUUCCACCAGAGAUCACCAUACGACACAUUGGAGACCCGUUUGACGAGUUUUAUGAAGACGAAAACGACGAAGGGCUGAGCGGUCCAGAACGCGUCUCUUCCAAUUCGAAUAUGAACACAAAAGAGACUAACUACAUGUCUAGUGAUGAUGAAGACGACGAUGAGGAUAAUGAUCUUUCAACUAUAGCAGAGGAUUCACACCUCAACAGAGAAAAUGACAUACAAAUCAUAGCCGAAAUAGAAUAUAGUGGCAAUCUCCAUGUAGACUUGAUAGUGAAUCUUUUGGUAAACUACCCUUCUCCUAACUUCAUUUCGUUGCCUAUCAAGUUGCACAUUACUGAUAUUGUCAUACAUUCGAUUGCUACUAUUGCCUACUUGAAGAAGGCGGUGUACUUUUCAUUUCUCUGUGACAUCAACGAAUCUACACCAGACUACUUUUCCACUUCUUCGUCCAGCUCUAGAAUCGAUAUCGUAAAGAAGAUCAAAAUCGAGUCGGAGAUAGGAGAACUCGAGAACAACGUCUUGAGGAAUGUUGGUAAAGUAGAAAAGUUUCUUAUUGAACAGCUAAGAAAUAUCAUUCGUGAAGAAUUGGCAUGGCCUAGUUGGAUUUGUAUAGACAUGAGUGAAGAUGAAGAC